Messenger RNA from Eucalyptus grandis, 486 nucleotides. RefSeq names its product blue copper protein 1b. Gene Ontology annotation, cellular component: plasma membrane. The transcript has 2 exons. Gene Ontology annotation, molecular function: electron transfer activity. Bases 1 to 486 code for a protein of 161 amino acids. Lineage: Eukaryota; Viridiplantae; Streptophyta; Magnoliopsida; Myrtales; Myrtaceae. The record is from RefSeq and is a predicted model, not a curated record.
AUGGCAUCGUCCAUUAUCUUCGUGACCUUAGCUUUAGUUGCAGCAUCUGUUCUUGCACCAGUGAUGGGCACUGAUUUCAUGGUUGGAGAUGACAAAGGCUGGACCCUCAACUUCGACUACCAAGCCUGGGCCGCGGGGAAGCAGUUCUACGUCGGCGACAACCUCGUUUUCAAGUAUCCGGAGGGCGCCCACGAUGUCUUGAAAGUCAACGGGACCGGCUUCCAGCAGUGCGCGGCUCCGGCAGGCACCCCGGCUCUGUCCACGGGGAACGACGUCGUUCCCCUUCUGACCCCGGGAAGAAAGUGGUACAUCUGCGGCAUCAGCAACCAUUGUGCGACCGGCAACAUGAAGCUCGUCAUAACCGUGCUGCCAAACACGGAGUCGCCCGCGCCCGCUGAAGCCUCAGCCGCUAGAGGGAGCAUCGCGCCUCAAUGUUACACCUUGAUCAUGGCUGUCUUCGGCGUCGUUGCAAUGGUUAUGGUUUGA